This is a messenger RNA of Homarus americanus (American lobster), 1353 nucleotides long. Its product is annotated as myosin regulatory light chain 2-like. NCBI's taxonomy places the organism in Eukaryota, Metazoa, Arthropoda, Malacostraca, Decapoda, Nephropidae. The coding region runs from base 45 to 572 and encodes 175 amino acids. The transcript has a single exon. Gene Ontology annotation, cellular component: cytoplasm; myosin II complex. Gene Ontology annotation, molecular function: myosin heavy chain binding; calcium ion binding. The record is from RefSeq and is a predicted model, not a curated record. Gene Ontology annotation, biological process: post-embryonic development; locomotion.
CACUCGGAAAAGCCCGCCAGUGCAUCACAGCUAGGGUCGCAAUCAUGCCUGCUUCAAAGGGAUCCCGUUCUUCCUCCAAGAAGGCGAAGAAAGGAGGAAGCAAUGUCUUCGAUAUGUUCACCCAGAAGCAGGUGGCGGAGUUCAAGGAAGGCUUCCAGGUGAUGGACCGCGACCGUGACGGCAUCAUCAGCAAGGACGACCUCCGUGGUGUGUACGACGAGAUCGGUCGUAUGGCCAGCGACAAGGACCUGGACGACAUGCUUGCUGACGCCCCCGGCCCCAUCAACUUCACCACCCUCCUCCACAUGUUCGCCUCCCGCUCCUCUGGAGAGUCUGAUGACGACGAUGUUGUCGCCAAGUCUUUCCGCGCCUUCGAGAAGGAGCCCGGCCAGAUCGACUCCGAGCAGUUCCGUGCUAUGCUCAUGGCCUUCGGUGACAAGUUCACCAACGACGAGGUCGACGAUGCCUUUGAGCAGAUGGAUCUCGAUGAGGACACUGGUAUCAUCAACUCCAACGCUCUUAUUGCCAUGCUCUGUGCCGGUGCUGGUGACGAGAAGACCGACGCUGCCUAAAUACACAAAUCCAAGUCCCGGUGUCCGCGCCCGGAAGAAAUGUGGGUGAGCAGUAGCGGAAGCCGACACAAGCAGGGGUUGCUUGCUACCUGUGGCUGUGACACUCAGGCGCUUCUUGGCGACUACUGGCCCCUGCUGCUGCUACUUCCCCCUCUCAUCAGAUUCGCGUCUUCUUGUUCCAUUCAUCACCAACACCCAUAUUUCUUACGGGCCAAGUCACACGCAGGAUAGACACUCGAGGCUGGUCCCUUCGUCCUUACCCUCCUCUGUGAUCCUGCUGUGAGCAACUCCAUCCACAUGAGACCCUUUAAGCGGCGGCUUUCACCACAGGCCUCAAGAUCGGCGUCCACGAGUCCGCAGUGUCUCUUGAAACCAAACACCAAAAGCCAAGUCGGGAGCGGUGAUAGUGACUGACAGUGAAUUGAUUGUGUAGAUUGCCGCCGUGAACCACAUCAGAGAGGGCCUACCGCUCCCUGUGUCGUGUAACAUCGGAACAGUGUAGGAGUGAGACAUCUGUGACUAAAUGUAUGGUGAAGAACGAGGCCCUACAGUGAACCUGUGUGAGGGAGCACGGUGACGUUUACCCCGACUCAAAAUCAAUAUGGUGACGACUUUUACGUGCUGGAGAUGACCAACCAUCUGUUCCUGACGCAGUUGUCGUCUCUCAAGCUGACGGAGUCGGGUCUCUGUCUACUGUUGCUCGAGCAUUUGUAAAUGUUUCAUUUUGUGAAGCAUUGUAUUGGCAUCUGCAAGAUUAUAUUCAAUAAAAUGUUUUACAAUC